Messenger RNA from Leishmania mexicana MHOM/GT/2001/U1103, 3495 nucleotides. RefSeq names its product cysteine peptidase, Clan CA, family C19,putative. Gene Ontology annotation, molecular function: cysteine-type endopeptidase activity; cysteine-type deubiquitinase activity. Bases 1 to 3495 code for a protein of 1164 amino acids. Lineage: Eukaryota; Euglenozoa; Kinetoplastea; Trypanosomatida; Trypanosomatidae. The transcript has a single exon. The record is from RefSeq and is a predicted model, not a curated record. Gene Ontology annotation, cellular component: cytosol; nucleus. Gene Ontology annotation, biological process: regulation of protein stability; protein deubiquitination.
AUGCUUGCAGUUUUAGACGUGGCAAAGCACGUUUUUUGGAAUGACACUGCCUUCAAUAGAAAGCUGCUUCCCUCGGAGGCAGCGCUGGAAAAAUGCAGCUACACGAUUGCUGACCUGACGACCAUGACAGGGAAAGAGCGGAUCUCUGUCUUCAAGCAGUGCGGGAUUGACCCAUCCCUCUUUCCUCUUUUUUUGAGGUCCCUUCAACACAUCACUGCUCUUCACGGUGCCGGUAAAAUUGACGGCAAUUGCAUGAUUCAUCGGCAUCUGAGCGCGCGCCAGUGGAGUCCGUUCUACGCCAACACUCCUCUUCUCGGCUACGCAAGCGUGAAUAGCCUAUCGUACAGAGAGCAGUGUUCAUCUGCGGCGAAGGAGACAAAGAGGGAUGAUGUAGCUGAUCUGGAAAGAGGUCGGACCUGUCACUCCCACUACAACGGUUUGCUCAAUCAGGGCGCGACCUGCUACCUCAACUCGCUCCUCCAGGCUCUCUUCCACAUCACAGCAUUUAGGGUUAUUAUCUAUCACAUGCCAACAAAAGACGAGGCGGAGCAGCACGCUGACCUGGAGUCGACAGUGCCCAGAAGCAUUCCGUAUGCCCUGCAGCGACUCUUUUGCCACUUGCAGAUGUCGACGCGCGCUGUCGGCACACGCGAGCUCACUGAAUCAUUCGGAUGGGGCGCAUCCGAUAGCUUUAUCCAGCACGAUGUGCAUGAGCUGACACGCGUUCUUCUAGACAAUUUGGAGGAGAAGCUUAAUGCUCAACAAGCUGAAACCGGGAAUCCGAAGCCGAAGGAAAAUGCGAUUCAUCGCCUCUUCACGGGCUCCUUGGAAAGUUACGUGAAGGUCGAAGAGGCAAACUACUACGGCUCCCGUGAAGAGCCGUUUUAUGACCUCCAGCUCGUUGUGAAGAACAAGAAGAACAUAUACUCGAGCUUCGACACCUUUUUCCAGGUUGAGGUGCUGGACGGAAAAAACAAGUACUGCCUGGAAUGCAAUGGGAAAAAGUCGUAUCAUCGUGCAGAGAAGGGCGUCCGUCUCAAGACGAUCCCCCCCAUCCUUCUUCUGCACCUUGCACGCUUUGACUACGACAUUCAGCAGGGUGAGACAAAGGUGUUGACGCGCUGGGACUACUACAACACUCUGGAUUUGUCGCGUUACAUGCCAGAGUCUCCGUCGAUGGACACGCAUUACACCCUGUGCAGCGUGCUGGUACACUCCGGGCCAAACACCGGCUUUGGUCACUACUUUUGCUUCAUUCUGUGCUCUGGCGCGUGGUACAAGUUCAACGAUGAGGCGGUUACCCCGGCAAAACUGAAGGAAGUGUUUGGUGACAACUUUGGUGGCUUCAAGCUUAACUACUGGGGUUCUGAGAUCCCAAAUACUGCCAACGCCUAUAUGCUUGUGUACAUCCGCACGAGCCAACUGAACUCCAUUCUAUGUCCGAUCGGCAGCGAUGACGUCCCACAACACGUCGUGCAGCAGCUGGAAAGAGAGCGUGUUGAACACGAGCGUCGCGUCAAGGAGCAGGCGGAAGACUACCUUUACGGGCGGGUGCAUUUUAUUCUGCCAAACGAAAUCACCGAUCAGGAAGAGUACCUUACGUCGCGUCGACCGGCAGCGCAGAAGUUCUCUUCUCACAGGACUCUGCGCAUUCCGCUCGACGACGAAGCAUUGCCGGCUUUUGAGGCGUUUGUGAAGCGGCAGCUGGGUGUCGACGCCGAGCAGCAGCUGCUGUGGUUUGCCUCAUCGCGCACUGGCGGGUCAGAGAUUCGGCUUUCUAAGCAGGUCAGAGCGAACAUGAAGGUGCAACAGCUCCUGCAAAACGCAAAGGAGUGCUGCAUACUUGUCACAACUCCAGCAACUGCCACAGUAAUUGAGCUCGACCAGGGCUGCGCACACCGCGAAUACCAAGUGUUUCACCACAAGCUGUACGACCCGCUGCAGCUCAAAGUCCUUUUUCUAGGGUGCACCGUGCUACAUCGCGAUCCGAACGGGGACACAAAGCAGGCUCUCGAAAGCAUGGUGUCACAUGUGCGCGCCCUCAUCGCCGAUCUGCCAGACCCGACAAAGCAGCUGCAUGGCCAUCAUCUCACGAAGCCGCCGAAAGCGAGGCAGACACUGCCGUCGAAGCCACGGAGUGCCACCUCACUUGAGACCUACAGGUCGAAUCAGGACCUUUCCUCGAGGGAUGAGGCAGAGACGACCGAAGUGAAGCGCGGUAUGCCGCAGGAGGCGUUGGGGGUGGUGCGCGAAACUGAGGCGCGCGAGUUUUUACCGUGCAGCGAGCUUCACUCGGGUGACAUUCUGAUCUGGAAACUCGACACACCGAACGAAGAUCCGGCGAACAUUUUCUACCCCGACAUCCAGAGCUACCAGCAUUUCCUCCUGCACCGAAUCCCGGUGGAGCUGAAACUAAACCGCUACCCGGAUUAUCCCCUGCUGAUCGCGACCGAGCUUGCAGAGGACAUGACGUACGAGCAGCUUCAGCGGUACGUCGCACGGCUCAUUGGUGACAUGGAGAACUACGACCGCGUUCGCUUCACUCGCCACAACCCGGAAACGGAGUUGCCAUACUUCAUGAAGGGCAAGAAACACGAUCGUGCAACUUUGGCGAGAUUGUUGAUGCCUGCCAGUUCGCGGGUUCCCGCCCUGUCCAAGUACCUCUACUACGAGUACUGCAAGUACACCGUCACCGAAAUUGAGAAUGCGCACUCGUUGCAGUUUAAGCUGUACGACGACAAUGUCAAAGUGGUGUCGACGCACUGGAUUCUGCUGCCGCAUGAUCUUCCUAUCACAGCGGACCUGCUCUUUCCCGCCUGCGUGAGCGAGAUUCAAAAAGACUACGCCGCCGGUGCCUGCCCGGCGGUAGCGGCGCUGCUCAAGGAGGAUCCAGAAAACACAUCCAACAACUCCACAAUCGCCUUUGUGAAGCGGCUCAUGCAGAUGGACUGCAAGAGUGCGCACGAGUGGCUGCGUCUGGUCGACGUGUGGCGCGGUCGUGUGUACAACAUACUGGACAAGAAUCACACGCUUGUCUUCGAGCACAACACCUUCGAAGAAAGCGCGGAGUAUCGUAUCGAGCACCUUCCUGCACCCAUCCCAGGUGUCCCCUCCUCAGACCAGGCGGUGUUUCAGGUGCAUCACUUCACCAUGGUGCGCCAGCGUCGCGACGCUAUCGAGACGCACAGUGAGCCUUUCAGCAUGUACGUCAACUUCUACGAAACGUCGAAUCAGCUGUUACGCCGCAUCGCCGCGAAGCUGGAGAUGAUUUACGCCGCCGUGCAGGAUUGGAAGGUUUGUCUAGUGAAGGAAAGCCGGGUAGAGGUGAUUGCGCCAGAUGCUCUGAUGGGUGUCCACAUUACCAACUUCUGUCUUCCAGAGUGCUACAAGCCGAACCAGAUCGAGCCUUCGAAGGCGGCUUUCAUUGGACUGGAGCACGCCCCGCUCUCAAAGCGAACAGGCAAGCGUGAGGACAAGGUGUUGAUCCUCAACUGA